GCGCGCAGGCGCAGUGGCCGGGCGGAGACUCGGCAGCCGCAGCCUUGUACGUUUCCUCUCCUUCUCCGAAAAGGCUGGGAGAAGUUCGCCGCCUGGCUGGUUCCGGUUAAAAAUAAAACCCAGGUUGCCAGCCUUGCUGUACACUUGACAAAGCUGCUUGCCCCCUCGCAAGCUGAAGUGAUGGCUCUCCCCUUCCGAAAAGACUUGGACAAAUACAAGGACCUCGAUGAGGAUGAAAUCCUGGGCAAGUUAACGGAAGAAGAGUUGAAACAACUGGAAACCGUCCUGGAUGAUCUCGACCCAGAGAAUGCACUGUUGCCUGCAGGGUUCCGGCAAAAGGACCAGACUUCCAAAAAGCCCUCCGGUGCUUUCAACAGGGAGAAACUCCUUUCGUAUCUGGAGAAGGAAGCGCUGGAGCAUAAAGACGUUGAAGAUUUUGUCCCGUUCACGGGAGAAAAGAAAGGGAAAGUAUUUAUUCCAAAGCCAAAGCCGGUACAGUCUUACACAGAAGAAAAAGUGAGUCUUGAUCCGGAGCUGGAGGAAGCAUUGACAAGCGCUACAGACACUGAACUAUGUGACAUUGCAGCUAUCCUGGGAAUGCACAACUUGAUAAGCAACUCUCAGUUUUGCGAUAUUGUGGGAAGUAGCAACGGUGUCGCCAAUGAAAGUUUCUCAAAUGUGGUCAAAGGUGAAAAGAUCAUGCCCGUCUUCAAUGAGCCACCAAAUCCCACAAAUGUAGAGGAGAGUUUGCAAAGGAUUAAAGACAACGAUUCGCGCCUUGUAGAAGUCAACUUGAACAACAUAAAGAACAUUCCCAUUCCAACACUGAAAGAAUUUGCCAAGGCAUUGGAAACAAAUACUUACGUGAAGAGCUUCAGCCUUGCGGCUACUCGGAGCAACGACCCUGUUGCUGUCGCUUUUGCCGACAUGUUGAGGGUGAACAAAACACUGAAGAGUCUAAACAUUGAAUCCAACUUCAUUACCGGUGUGGGCGUAUUGGCAUUGGUCGAAGCACUCAAGGAGAACGAAACCCUGACCGAAAUAAAGAUCGAUAACCAGAGGCAGCAGUUGGGGACCCCUGCAGAAACGGAAAUUGUGAAGAUGCUUGAGGAGAACACAAAGAUCCUCAAGUUCGGAUAUCACUUCACGCAGCAGGGACCGCGAGCCAGAGCAGCGGAUGCAAUUACGAAAAACAACGAUUUGGUCUGGCGUAUAGGAGUUAAAAUGUCAUCAAAUGCCCUUUCAUCUCUUCAGCCCUGAAGCUUCUGAGACAGUUCGCAAAAGAAGAGUGGAAGGAGACCAUCAAUAAACCUUCGCGGCUGCCAGAUGUGUGUGGCAUGGAGAAUUUGGAGCUCCUCCAGGUGCAUCUGCUGAGAUGGUUUUUUCAGCAACCUCAAGAUUACUUCUUACCUGGGUAGAAGGGAAAAGACUGGAAUCGCCAUUCCUCCUGUUGUCGGGUGUUCUGUUUUUGUGUGUCUGUGUUGUAAAUGUAUAUUUGUAUGUGUGAUAUCCAGCACAUGUAUGUUCAAAGCCUUGUAACUACAUCUGCCCAAGAUCAGUUCUUGAACAGCCUUUCAUUUCAGAACUUGGGUGUGUGUCUUCCACAAAGAUAAGUACCAAUUCUAGCAUCUGCGGAGUAUCUUCAUGACAUGCAGUCAAGGAUCGGCAGACGGUUUUAAACCCGCAGGGAGCAAGUUUUCAGGCAGGAAACCCGGAGUCCUUAUUUAAAAUACGGACUCCAUAUUUUUAGAAAACAAAUGUUUCGGGUGGGGGUGGGGGAGAGAAAGAGACCCUUCCAAGAAAAAGCAAAGGACUUUGACCACUUACUUCAACUUUGUAUGUGAUGCGGAUAAAUCACUGCUGCCGCAGUUACUCCUCUGGUUCUUAACGUGCUUUGACCAUGUAGAAUGCUUUCUUGAUAUGGAGAUUUAAGCUUGAAAUUUCUUUUUAUAAGAGAUUAUUAUCCCACUUUUAAGGGCUGCUUCUAUUCUCUUACCUCAUUGGAGGUAAGUGAAGCCGACAGAAAUGGAGAUUGAAAUUUUAAGCCUUUGCAAUAUCUGGUGUUUGGUUGGCCUCCUUUUCUGUCAACUUACAGAACAUGACGUUUCGGCACCUUUGUUCUGUUAUGUCUGAACUGGAUGUAUUUAUGGACCUUUUGGUGUUUUUGUUUCAUCCGCGUCGUGUCGAGUUAUAUUCCUUGGAAUCUCUCUCUGUGUGUGAGUAUAUAUAUAUAUAUGUGUGUGUGUGCGUGCGUGCACGUACACACACACACACACACACUUCAGUGGCAGCAUGCCAAACCUACACAAACGGCUUCUGAGUCAUAGCACAGCAUCAAGUAGCAGUCCGCUGGUAUGCUGUUUUGUAUAGGCCAAAACACAUGGCAACCAGGUUUUAUGCUCUUUGGCUGUGAAUUCUGACCAGUGUGACAUGGCACGUUUUUAGAAACUUCAGGCUUUCUGUACUUACCAGCACCCACAGAGAGCUGCUGCGGCCUUGCAGCCUCUGAGCACCUCAACAGGGCCCACUUUCACCGAUGCCUCCCAUGGGCCACCAUUUUAAAUUACCCACAAUGCCCCAGGGCAGCCAACAGAGCAUCACUUGAGCAUCGUGAGGAAUUAAAAUGGCUUCCAGUUGGGCGCCACCACUUUUAGUUUCCCACGAUGCUGUGGGGCAAUACAUUGACUGUUCUGAGAUGCUGUGGGGAUUUUUUAAUGGCGGCUUCUCAGUUGUCCAACCUUGCCACUAGGGGUUCGCUGACUUAAAAUACCAAGUGGUAUUUUACUAACCUCAACCCUGGCUCCAGCCCUUACUCUGCUUCAUCCGUCAUGUGCAUAGGAAAUUUUGUAUUCUUUCACAGUUCUGGUGCAGCUGGCAGGGAAAAUCCAGAGUUUUCAAACACCUGUUAAUAACAACACAUACUUUUAACCUUACAACAGCUAUAACUAACAGGAUGGUUUGGUGACCUGAGCUUGGUUCCCACUGUGAAAUAAGGACCGUUUUAAUGCCACUAUGUUAAUACCUGCUACUGACUUACAGCUCCAGCUUCACGUGGUACGGGGAAUAAUCAUGCAUGUUGGACAAAAUCCGCCAGGCUUCUCCUAUGCAAACCAUGGUAUAAGUCAAUGGAGCUCAAGCAGUAGUAGUAUAUGGAAUAGGAUUCACAGAGUAUACGCCAGGUUCAUUUUUUAGUUCAGGGUUCUAUCUUCAGAAAAACUAGGAAACAACUCAGGUUCAAUCUUGUUUUUCCUUCAUUUUUCUGACAUCUUUUGGCUCUUUGAUUUGUUGAGUGCAAAACUAAAAGGCAGAGCAGAGCAUCAGGCCAGGAUGAAAGCAUUUUGAUUAAAGUUGCCCAACUCUGAUGUGCUAUUUUUCACAUCAUUGUCUCUUGAAUAUGGACCAUAACUGCAAACAUUUUGCCUUAAAGGAAGUUGUGUUGAAAUCAGUGAUACGUUUUUCCGAAUCAGUGCACUGAGAAUACCAAGGCUAAAGUUGUAUGUUUCUGUAGGGCAGUCAUCCUAAAACAGGUGUCUUCCAGAUGUUAGGACUAAAACUCCCAUCAUCCACGAUAGUGAAGGGCUGAUGGGAGUUGUAGUACAUACUCCCUGGCGGGUGCUAUUGGACAAAGGUGGGUCUUUUUGUUCGUUUCUGCAUUGUAUGCAAAGACUGCGUUAAAGAAACCAUAUUAACAUGUUUGUUCCUAUUGGCACUUAGGUGUGUAAAACAGAAACGUGCAUUUUUAAAAACAAUUUUGGAAAACAAAUCCAAAUCUCUCUUCUCACUUGCAAAGCUUUAAAACAGUCCCAAAAACAAGGAAAAAACGGAGGGGGGAAGAGAAGGUAGUUGCCUCCGUAUAAACAUAUGCAUUUUAAAAGUUUCAGUCUGUAAAUACGAUGCAGCUAUUUAGAAGAUAGCGUGGGUUUGUUCUGAAAAAUCAAAGAUUAAGUAGCUUUCUCUCCCCCUUAUUUUUUCUCUUUUGACAAAAUGCCUGUCAGGUUUACAGCCUGCCAGGCGGCUAGGUUUUUUUUUGGGGGGGGGGCUUCUGAAACACCCUGCUUCAGACAUAUGGAGAGCCACAAAACAGGAAUGGCUUUUUAUAAGAGAGCUGAGACUGCAAACUGGCAGGCUUUUUUUAGAGGUGUUUCCCCCCCCCCCUUAAAGAAUGAACUCAAAUCAUCUGCGUGCAUUAAAAAAAAAAAUCUAUCUAUCUAUUGAGACUGCAGCCCUGCACUUUCUUGGGUACUUGGCUCACACAAGCCACAUUGCAUGGGCAGGAAUGCUCCAUGGGUGUUUUUCAACAAGUGGUGCUAUGCUAAGUUGACCAAAACAUCAUAAAUACUUGUGCAGUAUUGCAUUGUCUGAAACCCGAGGGAUGGGGUGCAGAAAGCACUGCUACUGCAUGACCUCCAUUCAGUUCAAUAGGGCUUGCAUGGGAGUUUGCCUACAUCACAUUAGGAUCAAGAGGUGUUGUGGAAUGAAUGGUUUUCAAUUUCUGUAGUGCCUAAUACAAUAUAAAAGUUGUCAAAACAGACACACACAGAGUAAAUGUUUCUCUGUUUUUCUGUUACAGGGAGGGUUCUGUAUUACUAACUGAGCUGGUUUCAUAUUUGUCAGAUCAGGUGCAGAGUUCAUUGGUGAUGACCGUCAGAAAAUGUUCAAUUAAAGAUGAAGGCAGUAAAGUUUGAAGCUCUCUUGUGCUUCGGACCAGGAGUGGUCAGUGGGGUGCCCUGUAGAUGCCUUGGGCAGCGCCUCCCAUUGAUGGCCCUUGACCAUCCAAGAUGACCAUUGACCACCCUGGCUGGAGGUGGCAGGAGUUAAGAAGCACCUGGAGAGAAUCACGUUGGCUCCCUUUGGCCCAGAUGAACCAUCAGUAUUAUGGUGAUAUGACCAUUUAGCAGCACCUAAUUUUAGAGGUCUGUGUGAGCUGGUAGCUAGCCAGAGAGAGUCCAGUGAUCAUUGUCCUAUUGGAGCAGAAGCAGGCAUCCUUUUAAUGCCAAGCAGUCUUCUAGGAGUAGAGAAAAGAGGCCGGGAACCUGCUCUAAGCCAUCAAAUUGUCCUUUUGAGAUAGGACUUCUGAGGAUACUUUAACUCUUUCUAGUUCUGUAUGCAUUCCUGUUUCUACUCCUUGGAACUUAAAGCUUUCUGAGUUGCACACUAUAAUGCAGUGCAAUUGUCUGACUUUUCAUACUUCAUUCCGGUUCACUAAGCUUACUGUUAAGGGCACAUAUCAUGAAAAUCUACAUACAAUGAUGGUUCAGAAAUAACUAGAACUGGGCCAUUUCCCAAAAAGGUGUUGUGCAUUUUUAGUCUAAUGGUUCUUGCUGAGGUGAGAGACUGCUUUAUGUUCUAAAAUAUAUGCACUUACCCUUUUUUAAAAACAACAAACAACCCUUGGCUUUAGGCUCCACUUUCAAGAUCUUGGAACAGAAUACUAUAUGACAAAAUACUGUGUUUCCACUUAAUACUGUUUACAAAUGUUAUCUUCUCUUACUAUUUUUGAUACAGAUAAUACUGUUUGUAAGCUAUAAACUUUCUCGAAUCUUUGGGCAAAGUUUCUGUGGGGAAAAACAUGAAUGGGAAUAUAUAGGAAUGCCAGCGCUGUAUGCUGCUGUUAUUGUAAUAAAAAUAUCCAAAUGAUUUUUUCAAGGUA
This is a messenger RNA of Podarcis muralis (Common wall lizard), 5650 nucleotides long. Its product is annotated as tropomodulin-3. Lineage: Eukaryota; Metazoa; Chordata; Lepidosauria; Squamata; Lacertidae. The record is from RefSeq and is a predicted model, not a curated record. Gene Ontology annotation, molecular function: tropomyosin binding. Gene Ontology annotation, biological process: pointed-end actin filament capping; muscle contraction; myofibril assembly. Gene Ontology annotation, cellular component: myofibril; striated muscle thin filament; cytoskeleton.